GACCCGACCCGAACCGAAGACCCGACACCGACCCGACCCAGCUUGCUAGGGUUUUCCUGUUCGGAUUCCGAUUCGGAGAUAGUGGGGGAGGUGAAAAGGGGGAAGAAGGAAUCGAUUCAGCUCCAUCUCUCUUUGGCUCUUCCGCGGAAGAUUCUUUGUUCCUCGCGAAAACGAUAACCACCCAAUCGCGUCGGGAACGAGGCCGAUCGUCUUCUUGCGGAUCUGGGUCGAUCUCCUCUUUCGUGCCCGAAUCGUGUUCUGCCGGUGGGGGAGAAGCGCGCGUCUCUGAGCCAUGGGGAGGGGAAAGUUCAAGGGCAAGCCCACGGGUCGCCGCCAGUUCUCGACUCCCGACGAGAUGAUUGCGGGUACUUCCAGUCGUCCUCGUUCAUUCAAACAGGAAGAAGCUGAGCACGUAGAAUCAGAAGAAUCAGAAGAAGAAUCAGGAGAAGAAUCUGGUGAAGAGACUGAAAAGCGGAAAGGGACUGAAAGUGUUAUUCAAAUUGAAAAUCCAAAUUUGGUGAAGGCAAAGAACUUGAAAGCUAAAGAUGCUGAUGCGAGCAAGACAACGGAACUUUCAAGGCGGGAAAGGGAGGAGAUAGAAAAGCAGAAAGCUCACGAACGAUACAUGAGGCUACAGGAACAAGGAAAAACAGAACAAGCCAAGAAAGAUCUAGAGCGUUUAGCCCUCAUUCGGCAACAAAGAGCAGAAGCUGCCAAGAAGCGAGAGGAAGAGAAAGCUGCCAAAGAACAGAAGAAGGCAGAAGCUCGCAAAUGAUCCUUAAGAGAGGGCGCAUGGAGGAGUAUUCUCUUGCAGAACAUCAAAAAGAAUAUGUGAAGAUUAAAGACAUUACUUUUCUAUUUUAGCAAUUGGUGCAAACAGUAUAUUUUAUCUUCCCAGUAUUACUCCUAAAAGCAUGUGGUACUGUUCUCGAUUGGCCUUCCUAUGAGUAAAGGCGUUUCUGGUGACUAUUUUAAAAA
Molecule: messenger RNA, 978 nt
Organism: Eucalyptus grandis
Lineage: Eukaryota; Viridiplantae; Streptophyta; Magnoliopsida; Myrtales; Myrtaceae
Product: 28 kDa heat- and acid-stable phosphoprotein
Exons: 8
Coding region: 293-775 (160 amino acids)
Cellular component (GO): cytosol
Molecular function (GO): RNA binding
Source: RefSeq, a predicted model, not a curated record